Lactuca virosa is the source of this 222-nucleotide messenger RNA. The record is from the annotation of a GenBank genome assembly. NCBI's taxonomy places the organism in Eukaryota, Viridiplantae, Streptophyta, Magnoliopsida, Asterales, Asteraceae.
AUGACUCUCCUCGAUUCCCCAACAAUCGAUCGCAAUCAACAACGCAUGAAAGGGAACCUCGAAGAUUUCAUCUACGAUGCCCUCUCCUCCUCCGAUUUGGUCUCCGUCAGGAUGAAAAAAGACGAUCCAAAGAUGAAGAUAUUCAAAAACCGUGAACACAAAAGUUUGUUGCUUAAAGAUCUUGAUGUAAUGUUACAAGGAAGUAAGAGGGCUUUAAAAUGA